Messenger RNA from Aspergillus nidulans FGSC A4, 1954 nucleotides. RefSeq lists its product as uncharacterized. Gene Ontology annotation, molecular function: starch binding; glucan 1,4-alpha-glucosidase activity; carbohydrate binding. The record is from RefSeq and is a predicted model, not a curated record. Gene Ontology annotation, biological process: polysaccharide catabolic process; carbohydrate metabolic process; polysaccharide metabolic process. Bases 1 to 1860 code for a protein of 619 amino acids. NCBI's taxonomy places the organism in Eukaryota, Fungi, Ascomycota, Eurotiomycetes, Eurotiales, Aspergillaceae. The transcript is spliced from 5 exons.
AUGGCUUUCCUCUCGCUCUAUACCCAGUUCUUUAUCCUUGGAGUCGUGACUCUCUGGGUAACACACGGACCCCGCCCUCUUCAACAAACCUUGGCAGCUGGCGACCUUGAUAUUUGGCUCCCCAGUGAGGCCAACAUUGCUCGCACUGCACUUCUUGACUUGAUCGGCGACAAGGGCAGAUGGGCCGAGGGAGCCGCUGCGGGCGUGCUAGUUGCAAGCCCAAGUCGGUCGGACCCUGACUAUUUCUACACAUGGACGCGAGAUUCGAGUCUAGUAUUCAAAACACUGGUGGAAAUGUUCAGGGCGGGUGACUCUGAUCUUUUACCUAUUAUCCAAGACUGGAUAUCAUCUCAGGCUCGCAUACAAGGGGUGGAGAAUCCGAGCGGAGGACUGGCGGAUGGACGAGGCCUGGGCGAGGCCAAAUUCACGGCCGAGGAGACGGCAUUUGCGGGCUCAUGGGGUCGACCCCAACGGGACGGACCUGCUUUGCGAGCAACUACAAUGAUUGAGUUCGGGUGGUGGCUAUUGAGCCAGGGAUAUCACCAGCUGGCUGCAAAUACCGUGUGGCCCGUGGUGCACAAUGAUAUCUCGUACUUGACUGAAUACUGGAAUCAGUCUGGAUUCGACUUGUGGGAAGAUCUUUACGGACGCUCGUUCUUUACCCUAGCAGUCACUUAUCGUGCCCUGACAGAGGCAAGUUUGUUUGCUCGGAGUAUAGGGUCUUCGUGUGCAGAGUGCGAGUCUCAGGCACCACAAGUCUUGUGCUUGUUGCAAUCGUUUUGGACAGGGAGGUUUAUUCGCAGCAACUUAGAUACCGGAAGAACCGGAAAGGACGCUAGCACCUUGUUGGGGGUUAUUCACACAUUCAGUCCUCGCUCGGAAUGUGACGAUGUCACUUUCCAGCCAUGCUCUGCCCGGGCUUUGGCUAAUCAUUACAGAGUGGUUGAUGCGUUUCGCGAUCUAUAUGAUAUCAACGCAGACCGUAGCCAGGAUCAGGCUAUUGCCAUUGGUCGCUAUCCUGAAGACCAGUAUUUUGGAGGAAAUCCUUGGUUUCUUUGCACGAUAGCUGCAGCUGAACAGCUCUACAGUGCGAUAUACCAGUGGACUCAUCUUGGUUCUAUAACAAUCACAGCGGUAUCUCUUCCAUUUUUUCAGACAUUGCACCCGACUGCCGUACCAGGGACUUAUUCGUCGUCAACCGAGAUAUAUCACCAACUGAUUGAUGCCGUUCGGACGUACGCCGACGGUUUCAUGCGAAUUGUGCAAACUUACGCAUCUCAUAAUGGAUCUCUAGCCGAGCAAUUUUCCAGAUACGACGGCUCCCACCUUUCCGCAAACGACCUUGCUUGGUCUUACGCUUCCCUAUUGACUGCGCACCGUCGCCGAAAUGCAAUCGCCCCAUCACCAUGGGGAAAUCCUGGGCAACCCAGCAUCCCUUCCUAUUGUGAGCCUACCAGCGCAUCAGGUACAUACAGUCUCGCCACGAUCACCACUUGGCCACCAAUGAAUGGGUUACCAACCACAACAUCCGCACCAUGCCAGGUGCCAUCCCUAGUUUCCGUAACAUUUGAGCUCACUGCCUCAACGGUCUGGGGAGAGGAAAUACGAUUGGUUGGCUCGAGUGGGGAACUUGGAUACUGGGUGUCUGAAAGGGGGAUAACUUUUAGCACUGACCGCUACUCAUCCUCACAGCCCAUAUGGUGGGCGACAGUCUGGCUACCGGCAGGACAGACAGUUGAGUACAAGUAUAUUCGGGUAAGAGAGGGAUAUGUCGUGUGGGAGGGAGAUUCGAAUCGGCUAUUGACUAUUCCGGCUGUUUGCGGGGUAAAGUCAAUUUAUAGAAGGGAGAGCUGGAGAUGAGUUAUCUUCGUUAGUACGUAUCUGAGUAUCCACUGAGUAUCAAAUUCUCCAUUGACAGUACUGAAUAGCAAUAAUACUUCCAUGUUGUUCACUU